Molecule: messenger RNA, 1799 nt
Organism: Paramisgurnus dabryanus
Lineage: Eukaryota; Metazoa; Chordata; Actinopteri; Cypriniformes; Cobitidae
Source: RefSeq, a predicted model, not a curated record
CCAAUCGUUUUGUUAUUCAUUCUCAUUGUCACAGCUUGGAGAUGACCUUUUUCUCUCCUCUCUCUGUCGCUCUCGCUCUGUUUUUCUUCGCUCAGUGACGGUGACAAGCUGUUGCUCUGUCCCCCUUGGCAACUCCCUCUCUUUCCCCUCCCUCUCCCUCUCUCUCUCUCUCUCUCUCUCUCCACCUGUUGAUGCCAUUGUUGCUCAGCCAGCAUUGUCUUUUAUUUUUUUACACUCUACUCAUUUUACACACCCCUCUAUUAUUCUUCCACUUUCUCACUUUCUUCGUCACCAGUCACUCUUUCUCCUCGAGGACGUAUAUAAGAGGGAACAGGAGAGAAGACGGGUAAGAACAACACGGGAACAACAGAGAAAAACACACACAGAGACACUUACCAGCACGCAUUCACACAAGUAAACACGAGCACUUUAAGGAGAAACUGGCACUUGUUUGCGCUUACGUUUUAGUACAGUACACUUUUAAGCAAGUGUUUUAUUUUCAGGGGAGUGAGAAAACACUUCUCACACACUUUAAACGUCUCGGCUGUUGGAUCACAACCGUCGGUGGGAGUGAUGUCUGUGUCUCUGUGGUGUGAAGAAGAAGAGGUCCAGGACAGGACUCAGGGUCGGGAGUCUUCAGUCAGAGCCCCAUGGGACCCAAGUGCCUCUGGAUUGAGGGUCAUACAGAGACUUCUGCAGUCAGAGGGAAGGUAUCUGCCCUCUCCACUCUAUACCUCGCUCAUCCAGAGAGAACCUCACCGGAGAGAGGAGCUAGCCAAGUGGACCAUGGAGGUGUGCUGUGAAUGUGAUUGUGAUGAAUCUGUAUUCCCUCUGGCCGUCUCACUGUUGGAUCGAUAUCUGUCUGCCACUCUAUCCCUGCCCGUCUCGCCAACCUGUCUGGCUGCAGCUUGUAUCCUGGUGGCCUCCAAACUUACAGAAUGUGACACAGUUAGUGCAGAUAACCUGUGUGCGGCAGCUGAGUACGACUUUAUGUCAUCCAACCUUCGGGAAAUGGAGCGUGUUGUCCUGGCCACCCUGCGAUGGGAUGUGGCAGCCGUGACUCCUCAUGACUUUCUCCCACACUUCCUUGUCACUCUCGGGGAGCUCAAGGAUGGCGCCACACAUACAGGAGAUUUUCUCACAACCCUGCGACGCCACAGCGACACACUUGUCGCCAUGUGUGUGUGUGACUCUCGUUUUCUGGGAACACCUCCGUCUCUGGUAGCGGCAGCAGCACUGAACUCUGCCCUUCGGGGGUUAAGGAUCAAGACUGCACUGGAACUGAGUGUUAUGACCUCUGCACUGGCCACGCUCUGUCAGACUGAUGUGGCCGUGUUACAGUGCUGCACUGAGCUGAUAGAGGGAGCUCUCAGAGAGAGGCUGAGAAAUGGUGCUCAGGAAGGAAAAGAUGAUGAUAUUGAAGAUGAAAGAGCCAGCACUCCCACUGACCUAAGAGAAAUAGACUUUUAAAACAGGGUUAACUUAUGAGUAAUAUUUAUUAUGACUGUUUUUCUGGAGUCUGCAUUUUAUUUAUCAGUCAAACUGAAUUGAACAAUGUGACAUUUGUGUCGUCUUAAGUAACUUUUGAAGUGUUCUAAUUUAUUUUUAUUUAUUUGUUUGAGGGAUUGAGAUUUACUUGUGCCAUAUUUAUUACUUAUUUUACCAUUACUGUAAUUGUGAUUUUUUUUUAUGUAUUUCAGGUUAACCUUAUGUGUUACAUUUUAAUUACAUUUUAAUAGUCAAUUUAUUAUAAUAUUAUUUAUUGUGUGCAAUUUGUUUAUGUUUAAUUUAUUGUCUUU